This is a messenger RNA of Dictyostelium purpureum, 1773 nucleotides long. RefSeq lists its product as uncharacterized. Lineage: Eukaryota; Evosea; Eumycetozoa; Dictyosteliales; Dictyosteliaceae. The transcript has 2 exons. Bases 1 to 1773 code for a protein of 590 amino acids. The record is from RefSeq and is a predicted model, not a curated record.
AUGAAAUUGACAGAAAAUAAUAAUAAUUUAUUUUGUUCAGUUUGGACAAAUAAAUAUAUAAGGCAGCUCAUUUUAUAUUAUGUAAAGCUUUAUAAUAUUUUUUUUUAUCCCAAGUUCAUAAAGUCAUUGCAAACUUUAGACGAAUUCAAAUAUAAAGAAUAUCUUAAUGGUGUCGAAAUUGGAUUUAAUUGUGACAGCUUAGAAAGGGAUCUACCAAGAAAUAUAAAUGUUUUAAAUUUUUCAUAUUUCCGUGUUUCAUCACCAAUACCAAGUUGGAUCAAAUCUGUUACUAUUCCUGUAAAUUAUGAUUUAUCAAUUUUUAAAAAUGCAAAGUGUCUUGUAUCAAUUAGUUUGGGUGGUUAUGGGGAAUCACAUCAAGAGUUCAAUUAUAAAACGUUACCAGAAUCUAUUACAGAGUUAGAGCUUUCAUUUUACGAACAUACAAUAAAGAAAGAUUCACUACCAAAAAACUUAAAGAAACUUGUAAUGUUAAAAUGUUCAGAGGUUCCAUUCGAAGAGGGUUUGGUUCUUCCAGAGUCUUUAACAAAUUUAACAAGUUUAAGAAUUGCAGAUACCAAUAAGAGUUUGGAGUUUACAUCACUUUUUAAAUUUCCAUCACAAUUAGUACAGCUAGAGCUUUGUUGUAAAGAAAUACAUUCUCAACUACCCAAUAGUUUAAAGAAAUUAAAAAUUUUAGCAUACUUUAUAAAGAAUGAUAUCAUACCGCCAUCACUAGAGUAUUUAUAUUUAAAGUUAGUGUAUCAAGUUAUCUCCCAUCAAAUGAUACCAAAAACAGUAAAGUCACUAGAGGUUAGCUGCAAUUCAUUUUUUGAUGAUCAAGAUAUUUCAAUUCUACCGCCCAAUUUAGAACGUUUAGUAAUUUUAACUAUCAAAAAAGCAAAAAGAUUACCCGGAUAUUAUUUUAAUAAAAAAUUAUUACCAAAUCAAUUGCCUCCAACUCUAAAGCACCUUAGUUUCGAUGACGGGGAGGAAUAUGGCGUAUUUAAUAAUGGUGACUUUCCGCUAGAGGAUAACGUAUUUCCAGACUCGUUAACUUAUCUAAACCUUGGCCCAUCUUUCAAUAAACCUGUAGGCCCAAAUACACUACCCAAAUCUGGUAAUUUAAAAACUGUAGUGUUUGGAGAUAGCUUUAAUAGAAAGUUUGCAGACAAUACUAUACCGUCAAGUGUUUUAACUUUAGAUGUAUUUCACUACGAAUAUAAACAUCCAAUUCAAAUAAAAAACCCAAAUACAAUUAUAAGAUGCAAAAGAAAUAUUAAUUUGUUUUAUAGACCCCAAGAAAUUUCAUACAAAUCACUUCGAAUACCGUAUGGCUUCGAUAAACCAAUUAAAACACUAUCCUUAAAUAAGUUACAAGAUUUAGAGUACCUGGAGGUUUCAAAUGAUUUCAAUCAAGAGUUACCCCCAAAUCUCCCAAUCAAAAAGCUAGUUUUAGGUUCAACUUUUAAGCAAACAAUAAACCUAGAGCACUAUCAGCAAUUAGAAUGUUUAGUUGUAGAUUCAUCAGUUCCAAACUUAACCACAACAAUAUAUAAAAUGAAUAGUAACAACAAUAUAAAUAAUAAUGAUGGUAGUAAUAAAAAUAGUAAUAAUGAUAUAUUUAACUUUUAUAAUCUAAAAUCUAUCGAGGUUUUUCAAUAUAAUAAUAAUUUUAUUUCGCAAUUAAACCCAAUAUUUUAUCAGUUUAUAAAAAUUAAAAAAAAGAAUCCAGCAUUAAAUUUAAUGGUAAAUGAUUGGAUCUUCAAAGUUUAA